Mauremys mutica (yellowpond turtle) is the source of this 3555-nucleotide messenger RNA. Its product is annotated as interleukin-1 receptor-like 1. The coding region runs from base 401 to 2089 and encodes 562 amino acids. The transcript has 12 exons. Gene Ontology annotation, molecular function: interleukin-33 binding; interleukin-33 receptor activity; interleukin-1 receptor activity. NCBI's taxonomy places the organism in Eukaryota, Metazoa, Chordata, Testudines, Geoemydidae. Gene Ontology annotation, biological process: signal transduction. The record is from RefSeq and is a predicted model, not a curated record.
CUGUGUCUCUGAAGGGCUGAGAGAACUGCCAGCCCCCUGGAGAGAGCAGUGCUGCGAGCAGGGACUGGGGGAAUGAGAGACAGCUGUUGGGGGUUUGCAGGUGGAGGCCCUGAGGCCAGGGCAAAGAGGAUGCUGGGGUCAUAAGGAAGUGGCCAGACAAUUCACUGCAGUAGCCACUAAGGGAAGUGGCUGAACAUUGGGCUGCAGGUCCCCCUGAAGGGGGAAGCACAGUGUGUGGCACGGUCGGAGGGCUGUGUCGCUGAAGAGGAUGCUGUGGUCCUUGGAGAGAGGUGGGUCCUAGAGCAGGAAUGACAGUGGUGAGGCACCACCUGAAGAGGAUGCACUAUCAUGCAGAGCUAAUUCCCAAGACUGCCAGCAGGAGGUGCCACAGUGAACCGUGAUGGGCCUUCUGCACUUGAUCCUGCUAUCUACUUUCCUCUCAGUUUCCAUGACAUCAGAAUCAUUUCAUGCAAUGGAAGAUGAGGCUUUGGUUGUAAAGUGUCCCCAAAACUGUCAAAAUAGGACCAUCAAAUGGUAUAUCACACAAACUAACCAGCUCAUUCCUGCAGAAGAGGGUGGACGGAUACAUUCUUCUGGACGAUUUCUUUGGUUUUUGCCAACAUCAAAAGAGGACUCAGGAAACUACACUUGUGUUACACAAUAUUCUAAUUAUACAAAACAGUCCACUGUGAGUGUGAUGGUGUAUCCACACAAACAAGGUAUUUGUUUCCCAAGUCGGAUACGUUAUCCAAAUGACACCGGAACGUUAACUUCUGGAAGAAUCGUUUGCCCUACGAUUGACAAUUAUGCGAAGGCUACUAUUGUCAAGUGGUAUAAGGACUGCAAACCUCUCCAAGGACCAUGUGAAAAAUAUUCAAUGGGAGAGAAGUAUCUUUUUAUUGAACGUCCACAAAAAACUGACGAAGGAUAUUAUACUUGUCAUUUUACCUACAUACACAGUGGAAAUGUAUAUAAUGUAUCAGCGACAAGACCCUUUAUAGUUAAAGAAGAAGUUUCUUCACCUAUACCUCCCAAAAUUCAAUAUCCAACAGACAAUACUGUAAUACAAGUGGAGUUUGGUUCUCCUGUGAACAUUAGCUGUAGAGCCUUUCUGGGGAUUGGAAAGCAAAAUAUAGCCGUUGUUGCAUGGGAGGUUAAUGAAAUCAAAGCUGAAUAUCUCAACACUUCAAGGUUUCGUGAAGACCAUCAAUUUUUUAUGAGACGUGAUCGGGAAUAUUAUGGAGAGUCCAUUUUAACUAUUGAGGAAGUAACGGAAGAGGAUCUUCUGUCGAAUUUCACAUGUGUAGCACUAAACGAAAUAGAAAAUGUAAUGCUCACGGUGACAUUACAGCUCAAAGUGCCUUGUAAGGGAGAUAAUCACAGCACCUACACAACAAUAGGGAUUCUUGUUUUGUUAGUUAUAAUAGUCCUCUUGCUCAUACUUUACCAUUUUUUCCGAACUGAUAUUGUCCUACUGUGUCAGGGGAUAUUUAAACCCUACAAAACCCAGGAUGAUGGGAAGAUAUACGAUGCAUAUGUUAUCUAUCCCAAAAAUCGCACUAAUGAAGCUAAUUUUGUGGAAUAUUUUGUUCACCAGAUUUUGCCAGAUGUUCUAGAAAAUAAACACGGAUAUAAACUGUGUAUUUAUGGGCGAGACAUGUUGCCUGGGGAAGGUUACUCACAUUGUGGGCAGCAGUGUGUGAGAGUAGCCUCUGUGGAGCUGCUACUCUCCCUCUGCACAGAUGCAGCCAGUGCAUUAGAAAUGAGAAUACAGAAGAGCAGGAGACUGAUAAUCAUUCUAACACCACAGCUAAUUCAGUGUGAGGAAUUUGGUUAUGAACAUCAGAUUGCCUUAUACAAUGCCCUCAUUCAGAACAAUAUAAAGGUGAUCCUCCUUGAAAUGGAGACAAUUGGGAACUAUGAGGGCUUGCAAGAAUCCCUCAGGUACAUCAUCAAGCAGCAAGGUACCAUAAAAUGGAAAGAGAAGCACAAAGAAUGCCCACAUGCAUCCAACUCUAAAUUCUGGAAACUUGUGAGGUACCAUAUGCCACUGAGACACAAGCCUUCGCAACUCAACCAUGCAGUGUAAAUAGAUAAUUUUCUUAAAUACUGUUACUUUGUCUGUUUGAAUUGUCUGCUCCGGUUUGCUUUCUGUAAAUAUCAGGAUAUAGUUCCUUCUUACUCUACACAAAAUUUAAAAGAAUGGUAACAAACUAAAAUCCUCUUCCUUACUUCAUCAUUCUGUGAAGUAACCAUGUUGCCUAACUGGUGGUCGCUCUAGUCUUUCCCCUAAAUUCUCCUUCUUGUCUUAUCAUCUCACUAUAUCUUAUCUAAUACUGGUUCUAAUUCUGGGUUCUACUAUCUUUGUGGUGCUACAUUGACAUGUAUCUGAUAGCAGGAUCAGAGGCUUCGUUUGUAAGCUCUUCAUUUUAGGGACUGGGACUCUUCUGGUUUUGGGAGGCUCCUAUAACACAAUGAGAUGCCAUUAUAAAUAAAAUUAUAACAACAUACUAGUAAUAAUUAAGAAAUGCUUUAGAUGCUGCUGCUUAUGUAUUUUUGAAUGCUUGGAAUAAAAAAUUUGAAAUGUGAAUAAAAAUACAUUCUUUAUAUAGGUAGUGAAUUUAUCUCUGUAAUGUCAAAAAAAAGAAAUUAAAAUAUCACUCCGGUGUACUUUCAUUGCACUGUAAACAUUUUCUUAAAAUUAAAAUUUUAAAGCUAAAUUUACAGAAAGAUGAUUUUAAUGAAAAUUGCUACAUUUUCAAAAUAAUCAGCAAAAUUAAUUGUGUAUAGUUAAAUAUUGUGGCUGUGCUUGAUAUUGGAUUCUGAAGUAAAAUAGGAUAUUUUGUAUGCUUGAUUGUUUCAGGUAUCUUUUUCUCUUAGGUUCAUGAGAGUUUGCAAGAAUAAUUCCAGAUUCUGGUCCAGUAAGAUCUUGUAAAACUCAGAGAAGAAUCUGUGGGUUUGCUUAAUUGAAAAUCAAGCAAUGACUUCUAUCAGCUCUUGCAAGAAAAUAGGGGCCUCUUAUGUAUGUCUUUGCAUGUGAACAUGGGAAAGAGCAAGCUAUGCAGAAAAUAAGAGAGAAAUUCUUACAAGCGAUUGAAAAAGCAUGUGUGUUAUAAGGUUCCUCAUAGAAGAGCCUGAAAGUCCAGAUUUUUUUUUUCUGUAUUGAUAAGAAGGGUUUUCUUGUGUGAAUAGGUUUUCUUGAAUGGUCAAAAUGUUGCAAAGACAGCACACUUGUUUCUAUCUGUAAAUAAUAGUUUACUUGCUUUUUUAAGUAGAGAUAGUUGAAAAUUCAUCGUGGGUUUUCAGGUUUUUUUGUUUUGUUUGUUUGACAAAUUGUCUAAAUUUUCAGCUAUUUUGGUGAAAUUUCUUGGUGGAAUAUUUUUCCACUAACCAGCUAUAUUUGACAAUAUGUUUGACAUUAAUUUGUCUUAGCUGAAAAUGUACAAAUUCAGCCAGGUUGUAGAUCAGAUUUCCUCUGAGUUUGUGCCUGUUUGAUUGGAUCCCUGGCAAAUUUACCCCUCCCUUUACUUUAAUAUCUAUUUCUAAAUAGAGAAU